Molecule: messenger RNA, 679 nt
Organism: Aphidius gifuensis
Lineage: Eukaryota; Metazoa; Arthropoda; Insecta; Hymenoptera; Braconidae
Product: apolipoprotein D-like
Exons: 4
Coding region: 25-582 (185 amino acids)
Source: RefSeq, a predicted model, not a curated record
AAAAAUUCUUCAGUAAAUAUCAAAAUGUUUUAUUCAAUUUUUUUGUUAUCAAUAAUUUUUGGAAGUUCUUUGGGACAAUUAGUCAUCCCUAAAUUUCCUCAACAAACAUCAAUUUCGAAUUUCGAUGCAGCAAAGUAUCUCGGUGAUUGGUAUGAAGUUCUUCGUAUGCCAAAUAAUUAUGACAAAGACGACAAGUGUUCAAUAAUUAAUAUAUCACCAUCAAGUGCAUCAAUAAUAGGAAUGAAUCCAGUAACUGGAAUCUAUCGUCGAAUUACUGCUGGAGGUAAACAAAGAGGAAAUUCAUCAGUCUUUGAUUUUGAAUAUCCAAUUGAUGAACCAGUAGAUUUUGGUGUGAUGACCAUAUCAGUUAUAAACUAUGAACGUUUUGCUGUCAAGACAAUAAUCGAGCCUCAUAAAAACUUUGUGUUCAAAGAAUAUGUAUGGAUUCUUUCAAGAACAACUACACUUUCACGUGAAGAUUAUGAAUGUGCAAUGAACGUUCUCAAGAAUGAUGGAUUCCCGGUAGACAAAUUGGUACACGUUGAUCAAUGCGAUUGUCCUAGAAGAGAAUAUAAUUAUUAAACAACACAAACUACAUCUUAUUAUAUGUGAUGAAUCAUGAUGAUGAACAUAGCAGUUUUAAAUCAAUUGCAUACUCUUAGUUAUACAUUUAAUUUUU